Monopterus albus (swamp eel) is the source of this 2078-nucleotide messenger RNA. RefSeq names its product partner of NOB1 homolog (gene pno1). Lineage: Eukaryota; Metazoa; Chordata; Actinopteri; Synbranchiformes; Synbranchidae. The coding region runs from base 85 to 831 and encodes 248 amino acids. The record is from RefSeq and is a predicted model, not a curated record. Gene Ontology annotation, cellular component: nucleus. Gene Ontology annotation, molecular function: RNA binding. The transcript has 7 exons.
UUGCACGAGGACACACUCGUGGACCUUUGGCAACAGUUCGCUUCUGAUUUGACUUGUUUAAUUUGACAUAGAUAAAAAUUCGGGAUGGACACUGAUAUAGAUACAGUUCCUGGUGCUAGCACAUCAACGGAGAAUAAAGAUAACACAGAUUCUUUCAUAAAGGUAAAGUCUAAAAGGAGUCAGAAACGAAAACGUGAACAAGAUGGAGUGGACAUGGACACAGGGGAGCCCGUGAGAGCUAAGCGGCCGCAGUUUCCACCGAUUUCAAGCGACCAUUUAAGGGGACCAAAUGAGAUGCGUAAAAUCCCUGUUCCAGCUCACAGAUACACCCCGCUGAAGGAAAACUGGCUAAAGAUCUUCACCCCCAUCGUAGAAAAUCUUCAUCUUCAAAUCAGAUUCAACCUGAAAACUAGGAAUGUUGAAAUCAAAACAUGCAAAGAAACACAGGACAUUAGCGCACUCACAAAGGCAACAGAUUUUGUUAAAGCGUUUAUUCUGGGGUUCCAGGUUGAAGAUGCCCUCGCUCUCAUCAGAUUAGACGAGCUUUUCCUAGAAAGCUUUGACGUCACGGACGUGAAACCUCUGAAGGGAGACCACUUAUCCAGAGCCAUUGGAAGAAUAGCAGGGAAGGGAGGAAAAACCAAAUUCACCAUUGAAAAUGUCACAAAGACUCGCAUUGUGCUCGCAGACACAAAAGUUCACAUAUUGGGAUCGUUCCAGAAUAUCAAGAUGGCCCGGACAGCGAUAUGCAACCUAAUCUUAGGAAGUCCACCUUCAAAGGUCUAUGGGAACAUCAGGGUGGUGGCCAGCAGAGCGGCAGAGAGAUUCUGAAAGCCGAGUGGUUGCUCUGUGCAUUUCUCUUCACCCACUGACUGGUUUUAUUGCCACUUUGAUGAGCCAAGACUGCUGACUGACCCCUCAGGCUCUGCUGUAAUGGCUCAUGUGUCCAGUGUUCACUUUUUUGGAUCAUAUGGCACUAAGUAUGUGGGGACAGUGCUGAGACAUGUGUCAACAGAAUGCAGAAAUCUGAAAAUAUGAGUCUGUGUAAAUAAAUAAAUCUCCACUAAAGAAUGAGUUCAGUUCUGUCACUCAGAUGUACAAGAUGUCUGCUUAAUUCAUUAAUACUGAUGACUGUGUGCUGCUCCCUGGCAAUUCAUGUUUCUAUUUAUGAUACAAUCCUGUUUAAUGACAAACUGAAGAGAAAUGAGGUAAAAAAAAAAUAAAAACACGUUUCAAAGUUUAUUUAAAUUUAAUUUUCAUACAGUAUCAAGUUUCCAACAGUCCCACAGCAUAAGAUGCAGCAUGCAGAAAAAGGAAAAAAGAUUCUCAAACUUAAAUCUUUUCAGAUAUCCCCACACAAACUAAAAAGAACCCAAGUCCCUCAGAGAAGAAGUAGCACUUACAAACUAAAGCGCGGUCUGAACUAUACAGAGAACAGAGAGCCAGAACUGCAUUUAACAAAUACUUAUAUACAAAAGAAAGGGAAAAAAAAACCAUCAAAAUUUCCCCUUUAAGCUGAGUACAGUGUGUGGCAGUUUGAGACAGGAUCAGAUAUGCAACCUUUACUGGAAUAGAAGCAUCUCGCUGACCCGAGUAAAAUACAAAAAGUUACGUGUAGUUCAGUUCAUUUGGAUUACCUCUCAUAAUGUGUACAUUUACCAAAGUUUGGCAACAUCCAUAUUGUAUACCAUUAAAUUUUUAAAUAUAUUAACAUCACCAUCCAUGUGUAAACAAGAGGAUUAUUUCAAAAAAUUGAUCUACAUGCACAACAAAAAUUAUACUUCCAUGUCAUGCAAGCACAGGGAGGCCCAAGCCGUGCAGAGCUUUGGGAUUAGGGACAACAGAGUACUCCAGAUUCACAUCUCUGACUGAACACUCCUGUUCCAACGAGCACUCGGCCUCCAAAGCAAAACAAAGCUAUCCUGAUGCCAAGUAUCGUAGGAAGCAUUUUUCCCUUAGAAAUUAAAAUUUGGUUGAAUUUAUGUUUUGGAGGGGGAGAAAUGAGGUGAUUCUGACAGGAAAAAAAAAAGGUGGGAGAAGAAGCCAACUUUUGAAAUGUACAUGUUCCAGAAAAAAAA